Messenger RNA from Vanessa tameamea, 1349 nucleotides. RefSeq names its product protein tipE (gene Teh2). The record is from RefSeq and is a predicted model, not a curated record. Gene Ontology annotation, cellular component: plasma membrane. The coding region runs from base 1 to 819 and encodes 272 amino acids. NCBI's taxonomy places the organism in Eukaryota, Metazoa, Arthropoda, Insecta, Lepidoptera, Nymphalidae. Gene Ontology annotation, molecular function: sodium channel regulator activity. Gene Ontology annotation, biological process: regulation of sodium ion transport. The transcript has 2 exons.
AUGUCGACUAUGAGCAGAUCUCGUACAAGUCUUUCACCAGCGACCUCUGAAAGAUCUACGCUACCUAUGGGCGCAUCUGCAGAACCUGAAAGCCCAGAAUUCAAACCUCUAGAGCCGACAAGGGAGGAGCUGCUUACACAUUUCUUCGAGCGAUUUAAAUUUUACACAUCGCUCUGCCUUGGCACUUCUGCUAUACUCGCUGUCUUUGCCUUUCUAUUUUUAAUACCGUUUGUGGUCGAACCAGCGAUACAAACGAUAUUAGCGGAGUUCGCUCCGGAAGCUGGCAUUUGUGCAGUGUCGAAACAUAUCUACGCUGAGACUUUAACUAAUUGCACAUGGGCGUCGUGUCGGGAAGGCUGUACCAGCACUCAUACGAAAUGUCACAAAAUACGCGUUAACCUAGCUAGAAGACCGUUCGAAGAAAAUAUCCCAGUACCAAAAGAGUGGGAUGCGACGGAUUUAAAGUUCCUGAUCAACCCUGAGGGUUGCGGUUAUCCACCGAGAGUUAAUUGCUCGGAGUUCGCGAUUGAUUAUGCUGGGAAAAAGGCGCCUAAGCUCUUCCCGUGCUACUAUAGCAUGACUCGACCAGAAUUGGUGGUAGCAAGAUAUUCCUGGGAUUCGACUAUUCGUGGUUUAAUCUUGGCAUUGGUGCUGCCUACGACUGUCUUCAUCUUCAGUUUAAGUGUACUCGCAUACUGGCACUGUCAUUGCUGCGACAGAGCUUGUAAUAGGCGAGUGCAUGCUGAAUCCUUUGCGAGUAAGGAAGAUAGCAAACUUCUAUGUGAAUUAGAUGAAGAUCCAAGUGAUGACGUGUUCUGACGCCGAGCGACCACCAUAGCGCGCCGACGUGCCUCUCCCCGUACCGAAGGCUACACGCAACUUUAAAAAUGAAUAAUUGCAAAUUUAUUAAAGCAACGUAAUUUUUUUUUUUCAAGAAUGCAAAUAUACAACUCCGCUGCGUAAAUGCGCAAAGCCAAACAAAGCUUUAGAAAUUAUUUUUUUAUUUAAAUUAAUAAAAUAUAUUGACAGAUUGUAAAUUAAAAUCACAAUAAAGAUAAACAAAGAACAGUUAAUCUUUUAAUUUAUUAGUCAAAAUUUUUACGACACAAAUAAAAUCCAAAUUAUUAUUUGUAGAAAAUUUUGUUUAUUUUACAGUCUCAGAUAUCAAGCAGCGAAGAUUUGCGAGUAAUAAAAUGUGUAAAAGUUAAAAAAUAGCGUCUCUUUGUUCUAAAUUGGAGCUAGGCCGGGUAGGUUAAGGUCAUUAAGUUAUACUUUGCCUUCAUAUUUGUAUUUAUUAAGAAUGUAAAAAUUUACACGCUAACGUUUACUCUACAGACAUCUUCUUCAUA